AUCCAAAGUAAGAUCACAGAAUCAGUUAUUUGUGAUAGCAUCGAUGAUCAUCUAGACAAAGUAAUAAAAAGAAAUCAGUGGGGUUUCAGAAAAGGUUUCUCCACAAACUCCCUAUUGCUAGAUAUUAUAGAGAUGUGGAAAAGAAAUCUGGAUAAAAGAAAUGUGGUUUGUACAGUUCUCAAUGGAUCAUUCAAUUUUGAGUUACAAGAUGGAUGCUCGCGGUUUACAUGGUAAAUUGAAAGACUGGAUUCAAAGUUACCUCGUUGAUCGAAAACAAUUUGUUGUAGUGUGGGAAAAGAUCUGGCCUUCAAAUACUGCCCUAUGGUGUCCCACAGGGAUCCCUCUUGGGACCAAAGCUAUUUCCGAUCUUAGUAAAUGACUUACCUGACUGUAUAUCAAAUGGUGAAAUCCACCUCUAUGCUGAUGACACGACAGCAUUCGUUAUUGGAAAGAAUGAAGAUGAGGUAGUACCUCUACUUAACAUUAUAUUCUCAGAAAUUAGCAAAUAGUGUAAUAGAAACAACCUCACAAUUCAUCCAACUAAAUGCAAAGUCAUGCUAAUCUCAAGAAAGAGCUUCACUGGCCCAUUGAAACCUGUCAAAUGGGGAAACAAAUGUCUAGAGUAUACGGAUAAAGUAAAAGUACUUGGAAUAUAUAUUGACAACAAACUGACUUGGAAAAUACAUAUCAAAGAGGUAACUUAAUCAUUUAAUGCACAGUUAAAGUCUCUUAAAAGAAUAUCCUAUCUGUCAACAAAGAAAUUGGAAAGUAUCUAUUUUAAGUUGAUUAUACCGCACAUUAAUUACUGUAUAUCUGUAUGGGGAAACUGUUCAACCUCUCCUUCUGAAACCAAUGAAGCAUUGCAUGUAAAAGCUGCGAGAUUAAUCCAAAGACUUCCUUCUUCUUUAGAAGAUCAUGAUGUAACAAAGCGUGGCAGAACAUUCGCAAUAUCUGUAAAGAGACUUGCUUUAGAAAUAUUUCAAAUUAUGAACUUUGAUGGAUGUCUCACAUUAUCUCAUAUGUUCAAACAAGUAAACUCUCUUAGAAAAGGCAAACUAAUCGAAAUGAAAACAACAACUUCAGAGUUUGGAAGACAAUCCUUGUAA
This is a messenger RNA of Pocillopora meandrina, 1106 nucleotides long. The record is from the annotation of a GenBank genome assembly. NCBI's taxonomy places the organism in Eukaryota, Metazoa, Cnidaria, Anthozoa, Scleractinia, Pocilloporidae.